Lampris incognitus (smalleye Pacific opah) is the source of this 2372-nucleotide messenger RNA. Its product is annotated as protein transport protein Sec61 subunit alpha-like 1. Gene Ontology annotation, biological process: SRP-dependent cotranslational protein targeting to membrane, translocation; post-translational protein targeting to membrane, translocation. NCBI's taxonomy places the organism in Eukaryota, Metazoa, Chordata, Actinopteri, Lampriformes, Lampridae. The transcript has 12 exons. Gene Ontology annotation, molecular function: ribosome binding; transmembrane protein transporter activity; signal sequence receptor activity. The coding region runs from base 101 to 1531 and encodes 476 amino acids. The record is from RefSeq and is a predicted model, not a curated record. Gene Ontology annotation, cellular component: Sec61 translocon complex; membrane.
CUUCUUUUCAAUGCGGAGCGGCUGAAUGGUGCCACACACACACUACACUGACCAUUCAUUGUGGCACCAGUAACACUCUAGGGACCGGCCAAAGGACACCAUGGGGAUUAAAUUUUUAGAAGUCAUUAAGCCGUUCUGUGCAGUCCUGCCUGAGAUUCAGAAACCAGAAAGAAAGAUUCAAUUUAGAGAAAAGGUGCUAUGGACUGCCAUCACACUGUUCAUCUUUCUUGUGUGCUGCCAGAUUCCAUUGUUUGGCAUCAUGUCAUCAGAUUCAGCAGAUCCCUUCUACUGGAUGAGAGUAAUCCUGGCUUCCAACAGAGGUACUCUGAUGGAGCUUGGUAUCUCACCCAUUGUCACCUCAGGCCUCAUCAUGCAGCUGCUGGCUGGAGCUAAAAUCAUUGAGGUGGGAGACACUCCAAAAGACAGAGCCCUCUUCAAUGGAGCCCAGAAAUUGUUUGGAAUGAUCAUCACGAUUGGACAGGCUAUCGUUUAUGUUAUGACUGGCAUGUAUGGAGACCCAUCAGAGAUGGGUGCUGGAAUUUGCUUGCUCAUUAUCAUCCAGCUCUUUGUAGCAGGUCUGAUAGUCUUGCUGCUGGAUGAACUGCUCCAGAAGGGUUAUGGUCUAGGUUCUGGUAUUUCCCUCUUCAUUGCUACCAACAUCUGUGAGACCAUUGUCUGGAAGGCCUUCAGCCCGACCACUGUAAACACUGGUAGAGGUACUGAGUUUGAGGGAGCCAUCAUCGCUCUAUUCCACUUGCUGGCCACCCGCACAGAUAAGGUGCGCGCCCUGAGAGAGGCUUUCUACAGACAGAACCUGCCUAACCUCAUGAACCUCAUUGCCACAGUCUUCGUCUUUGCUGUGGUCAUAUACUUCCAGGGAUUCAGGGUGGACCUUCCCAUCAAGUCGGCACGCUACCGUGGUCAGUACAACACCUACCCCAUCAAGCUGUUCUACACCUCCAACAUCCCCAUCAUCCUGCAGUCUGCUCUGGUCUCGAAUCUCUAUGUCAUCUCUCAGAUGCUGUCUACACGCUUCAGCGGAAAUUUCUUGGUCAACCUCUUGGGAACCUGGUCUGACACCUCUAGUGGUGGACCAGCUCGUGCCUACCCAGUGGGUGGUCUCUGCUACUACCUCUCUCCCCCGGAAUCAUUUGGUUCUGUUCUGGAUGACCCAGUUCAUGCCCUCAUUUACAUUGUCUUCAUGCUGGGCUCAUGCGCCUUCUUCUCCAAGACCUGGAUUGAGGUCUCAGGAUCCUCUGCCAAAGAUGUGGCCAAGCAGCUGAAAGAGCAGCAGAUGGUUAUGAGGGGACACAGAGAGACGUCUAUGGUGCAUGAGCUUAACAGGUACAUCCCCACCGCUGCUGCCUUUGGUGGCCUGUGUAUAGGAGGGCUGUCUGUCAUGGCUGACUUCCUGGGUGCCAUUGGUUCUGGUACAGGAAUCCUCUUGGCUGUGACCAUUAUCUACCAGUACUUUGAGAUCUUUGUCAAAGAGCAGAGCGAAGUUGGCAGCAUGGGAGCACUGCUCUUCUAAAACCGCCCAUCUUCCAACACGCACCAGACACACAGCAUCCACUCUUUACAAAUUUUGUUUUGUUUUGCAUUUAUGUAAUGCGCAUAAUCAAUACAUUCUGUAACUGGGAUGUGUCCUUUUUCAUGCCACCAUUGUUCUCCACAGUAUCCUUUUAGGGUAUUAAUGCAUCCAAAGGUCUUCCUGGGGAAAGACGGUUUGGCAUUUUGUCCCAGGAUACAGCAAAGUAUUGCAUUUCCUCUUUGUUUUCAGCAACAAUUAACAGUUUCUCUUCAGACUGUACAAGUCUCCACUUACCAUUUUAUUUGUUGAAGAAUGCCUGAAAGCACAUAUGUGUUAGGGUCUGUCACUGACUUACCUCAGGCGUUUUUCACUGCAGCUUGUUCAAGGAACAUGAAGACCGUGACACCAUGUGAAUUAGUGCUCAUCCACAGCAAAGCACUGUGCCAGGACAUUUUGGAAGAGAUAAAACAAAAAGCCAUGUCGCGCUCAUUUCAGGUCACUGCAGACUGUGCUUGAGUUUCUUUUUAGUGGCUGUAUAUAAGGAUGUAAAAAGUAUAACAAAUAUACUUGUAUUCCUUAAUAUGGCCUCGUGAAAUCUCCAGACACGCUCUUGACAAUUUUGAUUGACCUUUCUAUUUUUAUUUUUUUAUUUUGUUUUAAAUCAUAGACUAUGUUUUUAUGCAAACUGGUCUUUCUAUGGGCACAGUGGUUUGCCCUCUGUCUCUUGGUCCUAAAGGGAAGUGUUUGUCUGUGUUGUCAUGCUCUUUUAUUCCCAGACUGAAUCGCUGCACAAAACUGCCGAGACAUGGUUGGAUGAGGGUGGGUUUGGGAGGGUUGAGAA